Molecule: messenger RNA, 1630 nt
Organism: Rhopilema esculentum
Lineage: Eukaryota; Metazoa; Cnidaria; Scyphozoa; Rhizostomeae; Rhizostomatidae
Source: RefSeq, a predicted model, not a curated record
UAUGUUUUCUUUGUUAAAGCUGAUUUGUAUGUAGUUUUUGACAAAUUUACCAACAAGAAAUGAUUUACUCAAUAUUUUCAUUGAGUUCGUUCUGUUCUUAGUUGAUUGUGUUUAAGCAAAAAGGCUUAUUUUCAAUGAAAACCAAAACAUGUCAAUUUUCUUCACCCUUCUAUCAUUAGAGUGUCUAAAAUACCAUGAAGCCAUUAACCUGGUUUCUUUUUUGUAAUUUUAAUUGUGAUUUUGUACUAGGGAAAAGAUCAUUAGACCCAACACACCCAGAUUAUGUACCCUCUGUUUUCUGCUACAAGAAAACACUGGCUACUUCUGAAAAGAAGCUCGCCCGUUUUCAGCGGAUCCAAGAUAGAAGAAAAAGGAAAAAGGAGCUGAGAACAGAUGAGACUAUUGAGGAGCCCGGAUCACCAGGUACUACAGAGGCCAAGAUGGAGUUCACAAGAGACAAAGAAAUUCAAACAGAUCCAACUCCUAAUGUGCAACAGCUCCAAGAAGAGAUUGUCAAGCUGAGAGCUGACCUUCUCAUUGCUAAAAAUACAUCAAUACAACAACAGUCCAGCAAUACAAGAUCGCCUUCAGAAGCUAUGUCCUUUGCCUCCAUCAAAGACAAUAGCUCUUUGGUAAAUUUUUAUACAGGCAUCCAAAAUGCAAGUAUAUUUUUGUGGUUAUUGAGCCUGUUCAAAGAUGAAAUCAAAUAUACCUGUUGGCAGCUGAAUGUUGAAGACCAUUUGCUACUGAUUCUCAUGAAGUUGAAACUGGGGCUUUUUAAUAGAGAUUUAGCUUUUAGAUUUAAGAUAACUCAACAAGUGGUUUCCAGAAUAUUUCGAAGGUGGGUCCCUACAAUUGCAAAACAUACAAAGUUUUUGAUUGUUUGGCCAGAGCGCACUGCAGUUAAAAAGAAUCUCCCACUGUGUUUUAAGAGAAAAUUUAAAAAUUGCACUUGUAUCAUAGACUGCACAGAAAUAUUUAUUGAACGUCCUCUAAAUCUCAAUGCACGAGCACAAACAUGGUCUAACUAUAAGCACAGCAAUACAAUCAAAUAUUUAAUUGGUAUAACACCUGCUGGGGCUGUGUCUUUUCUCUCUCCUGGCUGGGGAGGAAAGACCUCAGACAAGGAGAUAACAAACAAAAGUGGAUUCCUUGACAAGUUGGAAUGGGGAGAUUGUGUAAUGGCAGACAGAGGUUUUACGAUUGAGACAGAGCUGGCAACAAGGGGCGUCCACCUAAAAAUCCCAAAAUUCACAAAGGGGAAAAACAGAUGGCUGCUAAAGAUGUGGAAGUCUCCAGACAAAUUUCGAAUGUUCGCAUUCAUGUUGAGCGUGUCAUUGGCCGAUUGAGAAAAUUUACAAUUUUACAAUCAAAGAUCCCUUUGUCACAAAUCGACCUUCUUGAUGAUAUCAUGAUUAUCAUAUCAGCAAUUAUUAACAUUAACAACAGCGUCGUUUCAUAAAUUGCAUAUAUAUAUAUAUAUAUAACCUCAACAGGGGCUCAAUUCCAAAGAAUCAAUACUAUCUCUAUGCUGCAAUAAGCAAAUUUUAACUAAUGACAUUGUUUUUAUUGUCAUCUACUAAGAUGUUUUCUUCAAGUCAGAUCAUUCAUGCAUCAAAUUAUAACUUUA